CGCUCUGAUAUAAACAGACGACGCUCCUCGCGUCCCUCUCCCACCACCCGACGUUCCUCAAGCACUGACCCUCUGAUCGCUGCGCACAUUCUCCACCAUGCGCACCCUUGCGCUCUGGCUCCUCCUGACGCCAGCACUGGCCACCUCGUUCUCCCCAAAUGUCCUGCAGCCUUCCUCACUGCUCGCACCGAACCUCUAUCCAGAGGCAGAGACGGUGCCGUUCCGUCCAGCCGCUGAAGAAGCUCAAGGCGCCGUGACGCGCGCAUAUCUCAUCGAACUCGAUGGCGCCGCCAGCAGCUUGGAGCACUGGCGCAACUGGGCACGUCGCUCAGAGAGCACUGCAAGCCAUGCUGAGGCGGCAACGGGCGCUGGCGCCUCGACCUCGACUCCGCGAUCAAUAGCUCGCUCGCUUCUCGGUGCUGUGGACGCCCUCACACAUCGCUACGGACUCCGAAGCAACGGCACGGAUGACUGGCAGAACGGUCAAGCCGAGCAGCCGCAGAGCGACCACACGAACAGCAACUUGACCGAUGGCCGCCAGGCUUCGAGCGCAAUGCUCGGAGACGAUGACGGCGCCCCGCCGGUGUACUUCAAGAUCCGGCACGAGUUCGAUGACCCGACUCUGCUGCUGGGCCUCAGCGUGCGCGUUCUAGGCUAUACGCCGCGCGCCAGCUCCGGCACCACGGCUGAGGGAACAGGCGAUUCGUGGUCCGCCGAUGGUCUCUCGCCCGAGUCGGUGCCGUCACGGCCUACGCCAAUGCCCGACGGGCCCUCCUCAGCGGGUCCGCGAGGCUGGAGCCAGCAGCGCGACAUGCAGCUCCUCAGCACUGCGCGUGGUGUGCUGCGCGUGACGCCCGUCAGGCUCGUGCCGGCACCACGGCCCUGGAACGGACUGGAGCAGGUCGCUUCUGUCAGCACGGGCAGCUCGAGCAGCAGCAUCCGCCGCAGCAACCUGGACAUGAUCGGCGUUACAUCGCUGCAUGAGGAGGGCGUGAAUGGCAAGGGCGUCAAGAUUGCCAUGAUUGACACGGGCGUCGACUGGACACAUCCGUCCCUGGGCGCAGGAUUCGGGCCAGGCAAGCGAAUCUCCUUUGGCGAGGACCUGGUGGGCGACGACUACGAUGGCACGAAUGAUCCUGCGCCCCGGGCGGAUCCGUUCUCUAAGUGCGCUCCUCACGGCACACACAUCGCUGGCAUCAUCGCCGCACGCGCGCCGCCAGACUCCACCUCGCCAUUUGCGAACGUGUCGGGCGUGGCACCGGGCGCCGACCUGGGCGUCUACCGCGUCUUCGGCUGCCGCGGCGGCACGGCGGAUGAUGUGCUGCUUAAGGCGCUGCAGAAGGCGUGUGCCAGUGGCGCAGAUGUGAUCACGAUGUCGAUCGGCUCGCCGGCAGCGUGGUCAGACACGCCCACAGCCCGCAUGGCCACGUCUAUUGCGGCGAAGGGUCGCAUCGUGACGGUGUCGGCCGGCAACGAUGGUGACGUCGGCCUGUACUACCAGAGCUCGCCUUCCGUCGCGCCAGACAUCCUGUCCGUCGCGAGCGUAAACAGCGCGUAUCUGACCGUCUACAAUGCGUCGGUAUCAAGCGGCGACCGCGAUCCGAUUCCGUACUACUCCGCGAACGCCUUUGGGCUCAAGGACGCGCAGAUCUGGCCCUUUGCGCAAGCGUCUGACCUGACUACGCUGCUCGACGGCUGUGGCUCGCUGCCCGACUCGGCGCCGGCCGACCUGAGCACGCUGGUGGUCAUCGUGCGGCGAGGUGGCUGCGCCCUCGACGUCAAGUUCCGCAACCUCGCCCGCAACCGCGUGCGCACAGUGCUCGUGGCCAACACAGGUCUCGCGCCGUUCUAUCCGAUCGGAACGGGCAUCGAUCGCUCGGCCUUGAUUGAGGCUGCUGCAGCCGACUGGCUGGUGGCACGGUACAACAAGGAUCCUACCAUCGCGUUGAGCUUUCCGUCGACGGGCCCGCUGUCGCUGCCGAACAAGCAGUCGGCAGGCGUCAUCUCGCCCUUCUCCUCAUAUGGGCCGACGUUUGACCUGCUUUCCUCGCCGAGUCUUGCAGCGCCGGGCGAUCGCAUCCUCAGCACCUGGCCGGUCAGCUCUGGCUCGUGGGCGAUCCUGAGCGGCACCUCGAUGGCGUGCCCGCACGUGGCCGCAGCCGCUGCGCUGCUGCUGCAGGCUGCAAGAGAGAAGCGCUGGAUUGCCGGCGCGCCGACGCAUGCCAGCCCCAACCUCGACGUUAUGGACGUGCGGCGCGUCAUCGACCGCCUCCGGAGCACCGCUCAGCCAGGCAGCAACUCGACACGCGCGGCCAUGCUAGAGACUGGAGCCAAGCAAGGCUCGGGCCUAUUGCAGGUAGCCGAUGCCGUGCGCUUCAACACAAGCGUGUCGCCGGGCUCGCUCGUGCUUGACCCUGACGCUGCGUUCCCGAUGCGCAGGUCGUUCACCGUCAGCAAUUCCGGCACUCGCGCUCGCACGUUCCAGAUCCUGCACGAGCCGGCGGGGACAGCGUUGACAUACAGCGCAGGCUCCGCGUAUCCGAACGCCGGACCGGCGCCGCUGGCCGAAGGUCACCUCGAGGUCACGCUGACGCCGCGCAUCUUCAAGCUCGAGCCGGGCGCCUCCACCUCAGUCAGCGUAGAGUUCGCACCGCCCGGCAGCGGCGUCGACAAGACAACCUUUCCGGUGCUGUCCGGCUUCCUGCGCAUCAUCUCGUCGCCCGUGGUCCUGCCGGGCGCCGCUCGCAUUGCAAAGGCACAGGAGAGUCUGACUGUCUCAUACUUGGGUAUUGCGACGCCGAUCACCUCGAUGCAGGUCCUAGACCGCGGCUUUGGCCUCACAUCAUCCGGCACGUACUCCAUGCCCGUCGUGCUCAUCGGCGGCGAUCCGAAGAAGCCGCAGACGCUGCCGCGCGCCUACACGUUCCUCGAUGGCGACCUUCCGGUGCUGGUGCUGCGCCUUCUGUCAGGCACGCGCCGUAUCAAGAUCGAUCUCGUCGAGGACCUUGAAGGCUCGAAGUCCAGCUCCGACAGCGCAGAGCAAGCUGGCGACGCGACCUCGGAUGGCACAGCUCUGCCAGUGCCGAGAGAUGUCUCGCACGAAGACGCGAUCUACGCGCAGGAUGGAAGAGCGCUUGGCAUCCCGAGGCUGCUCUUCCAGGCAGCGGCUGCAGAGGAGCUCCACAUCCUGGACAUCCGCGCGCCUCCGACGCACGUGCCCAUCGCGAUCCCCACCCGACCGACGUUCGAAACGCCCGCCGGAGAGAUCCAGCCGGUCGAUUGGACCACUUCGCGCGUCGUUGGCCCCAUCGCUUCGUCCGAGCUGCUGCCUCGCAGUGCAGACUCGGGCUCGUCGAGCUCGUACUCGAUCACGUGGGACGGCAGCAUCGCAGGCACGCCUGUCCCGACCGGCGAGUAUCGCAUCCGGAUCAGCGCGCUCAAGCUUGGCGUCGGCGAGCCCGAUGCCGGACAGGACGUGGCGGAGGGCGGCGUGCGCUACGAUCGCUGGUGGUCGCCGAUCAUCCGCGUGCAGCGUGCGUUCGACGAUCCGGCAAAGCAUGCCGCGGCUUCGAGCCAGCAGGUCGUGUCGCAGGUGCGCGUGUGAGCACGUCGCAUCGAGGCCCACGCGCACCGCUGGCGGGC
Molecule: messenger RNA, 3642 nt
Organism: Tilletiopsis washingtonensis
Lineage: Eukaryota; Fungi; Basidiomycota; Exobasidiomycetes; Entylomatales
Product: subtilisin-like protein
Exons: 10
Coding region: 98-3604 (1168 amino acids)
Biological process (GO): proteolysis
Cellular component (GO): membrane; cell wall
Molecular function (GO): serine-type endopeptidase activity
Source: RefSeq, a predicted model, not a curated record